Microthlaspi erraticum is the source of this 474-nucleotide messenger RNA. NCBI's taxonomy places the organism in Eukaryota, Viridiplantae, Streptophyta, Magnoliopsida, Brassicales, Brassicaceae. The record is from the annotation of a GenBank genome assembly.
AUGGCGGCUAAAUCAAUCUGUGCUUCUCUAUCAGUGCAUUCCAUGGCGAACAAGAAGCCUUCACCUUCUGCAACAAGAACAAUCACCUCCAAGAAGAGCACAGUGGCUCCUCAGGUGAAACUACUGACGAGAGUUGAGCAGCUCAAGCUUUUGACGAAAGCCGAGAAAGCAGGACUUUUGUCCUUAGCUGAGAAGUCCGGCUUCUCUCUAUCGACCAUCGAGCGUCUUGGAUUGCUCACUAAAGCAGAGGAAUUCGGCGUUUUGUCUGCGGCCACAAACCCCGAAACGCCUGGGACGCUAUUCACUCUGAGCCUCGGUUUACUCCUUCUUGGACCGGUUUUUGUCUACUUGGUUCCUGAAGAUUACCCUUGGGAAGUGGUGGUUCAGCUCGUGGUGGCUCUCGUCUCUGUUCUUGGUGGCUCUGCUGCUUUUGCCGCGUCUGGUUUUGUCUCCAAUUUGCAGAAAUCUGAUUAG